UCACGCAAGUCGGCGGUGCACAAAUUCGCGAUCGUCCGUCCCUUCAGUAAUGUUUGCCAACAACGAAAUUAAUCAUGUGCGCCCCAUUUUGUAUUACGACGACAUCAAUCCACAUUCGCGUGCUGUGUUAAUGAUCUUGAAUAUGUUAAACGUCGAUGUAGAGUUGAGAGCAGUCGAAAUGAUCAAAGGCGAACACUUGAAGCCGGCAUACGCGAAAAUCAAUCCAGCCGGCACCGUCCCCACCAUGGUGCACAAGGAGCUCAUCGUCACCGACAAUGCAAUAUUCGCUUAUGUGUGUGAAAAUCACGGCAAUGACAAGGCAAAACAGCUAAUUGCGUUUAAUUGCUACAAACGGCAUUGCCGUAUCUUGUCCCGGCUAUUCUUUGAGAGUCAAGUGCUGCAUCGCAUCCAUGGACAAUUGAUGACUGAUUUAGUGCGUAAAACUAUUUAUGAAACAGAUGUUGAUUAUCAUCAGAAGAAAGUGGAGAACGCGUAUGAUGUGAUGGAGUCCUAUUUGAAAGAUGGUGAAUAUAUGGCAGGCUCUGUGUUGACUGCAGCUGAUAUUUCAUUUGCCGCUUGCCUCGGUGCGUUGGAUAUGAUGUUUCCCAUCGAGGCAGAUCGCAAGAGGUGGGAAAAGCUGAAUGAUUGGUUCAGGUGCAUGCGUUCACUGCCUGUGCAUAAAAUCAAUACCAAUGGAAUUGAGAAGCAACGUCGAGUCGUCGAAUAUUUUGCUAAGUUUCGAUUCGCAGGAGACGUAAGACUUUACACGACGGGCGUGCGUGAUUCACUUGUGCCGCAAUUCACUGAAACGCAGGCACGUUGUAGCAUUGGCGUGCAAACGAACACGGCACAACAAACCGAUUUCUCUGAUCAAUUUUCCGCUGACGACGUUUUACAACGAAAUCGAAUGGUGGAAAAUAGUGCAAAAGAUUUGGAAGUUGAAAUAUUCCCGCAAACAGCAGUUAUUGAUUUAUUAAAAGAAAUUCCAGCGUUAGAACUGACAGCCCUAAGCUCAGAAAAAGAUGACACACAGAGCGCACCAAAACAAUCGCCUGCUACGCUUAAUAAUCCGCAUCCGCCAGAAGACCGCUUAGUCCCAGAACCUGUGAUCAUUCCUGCAGCGCAAACUGAGACGAGUACUAUCGCAGAAAGAAGCUUUGGCGGCGAACAGAAAGAAAAACCACCAGUGCCACCAAGGCGGAAACGAAAUAGAACGAUUGUUAUGACAGCGUUAGAUGUCAAUGGAAAGAACUCAGAUAAUGAACCCAUUGAGGAUCCGAGAGGAGGUACUAAAGAGAAACCUAUAACGGCCACAUUAGAAAACCAGAAGAACAAGGACACACUAGAAAGUAAAAAUAAUAACUUGAGCCGUUUGAACGGCGGCGUGGAGCCUAUCGUUCCACCAGAACCGCCUGUCAGUGCUUGUCCCUUAACAGCAGUUAACAAGACCUCGGAAACAAUCAAAGAAGCCGGAAAGAAUUCGUUGCCGAUACCAGCUAAACCGCCAACUACAAGAGACGAGAAAAUGAAAACCAGCAGCGAACCCAAGCCGAAUGCCAACGACAAAAAUAAGGCCACUAAAAUACCGAUACUGCCGCCAGGCUCUCCAAUCAACGGACAGCAAGUGGCUUUGCAGUAUACGCGCGGUUCAUAUGCGUCUGCUGCACCAUCGCUCGUCGCGCCACCACCGACCCCGAAUAAUUCAUCGCAAGAUGUACAAAACGACUUUGAGUUCCCGCCACCACCAUCUGAGGUUUCGCUACAAAAUUCACGCGCAUGCUGCAAAGCGGUCCGAGCAACAAAAUUGAUCGUAUCUAAUAAAGUAAACGCAGAAUCUAUACGGAAGACUGUUGUAAAAAAAGCAAGUGGCUUUGCACGAACAGACAAUUCAAAGGUCUUAACUGAUUCCGUGACAAAGACUGCUGCCAAAAAGUCAACCGAUGUAAAGCCCAUAGCCGACAGAAACAGCGCCGUUACCGAUAACAAAAAGUUUAAACUUGUAAAGAAAACGAGACUCAUUGCCAGCGGUACGAAAUCGCCUAGUUCUCAUAUCUCGAUUGCAUCAUUGGGAAACAAUAAGGCUGGAAAGGUGCAGAAACCUUCGAAAGAAACAAACACCGCGCCAAAAUUGAUUAGAGCAGCAACGGGUAGACCUGUUACAAAAAGUCAGGACAGGAAAAUUCAAAAACUAGGAAAAGGCGGUGAUGUUAAAGUGGUUAAAAGUUCGGGUGCCACUGUGAAUGGCUGCAAAAGUGUAAAAGGAGGUUCGCUUAACUCUACUGGCACAGUGAGAAUAAAUACCAAGCCAACAGAAAAAAAGCGAAGAGUUGAGGGAGGUGGCCAUUGGCGAUCCAAGGAAAAAGCACCAUCAGUAGAUAUGCACUCCAAAAUUUUGGACACUGUCUUAAAAGAGCCUAAAACUGUCGAGGUGAAACCUGCAGGUCUUGUUCAAAAAUUGGAAGCGAAUUCCACGCCACCAAACACAACGACAGCUGAAGGAAAAGCGGCUUCCCAAAUCACUACUAAAGCCGUUAAAAAACAGUUGAAGCCAGCAAGCCAAGCACUCAGCUCAAAAAAUAAAGUAAACGUCUACCCUGCAAAGAUAACAGGAGACAAUAAAACUAAAACAACAAAAAUCCUCAAUACUAGGCCAUUGGUAGUUGGUGUAACCGCUUCCAAUAAAAGUCAGCCAAACGUGGAUACAGUAAAGCGGGCAGUGAUAAAAAUUAAAAAGAAAAGAGGAAAAGUUCCAAGUGUAGCGCAGUCUCUACCACUUGAAACACCUUGUGCUUCGAUAAAAGAACUGAAGUGCGUUGUUGGACAAAAUAGAAUACAACAAAAUGCGAGCUCGGCAACACUAACGCCCGACUACAGCACACCAGAAACCACUACCGGAAAAACAUCGCAGGCUCUAGCAGUUUCUGCAGCUAACCGCAUAGUGCAAUCGCCAAACGAAGCCGGACAUAUUUUGCCAACUAAUCCAUUUCCGCUUGCGGGCAAGAGGGAAGAAGUGACUUUCUCAGCUCUGAAAGAGGUACCAGCGAAAGUGGGACUGGUUGCUAAGACAAUGCAGACACUUGCUGCUGCAACACCAAAUUUUCGACCACCGGCCAUAAACAUAUUGAAAGUACUGUCCCCAAAGCCUUAUCCACUUUCCCCACCACUACUGCCAUUUCAUCACAAGUUACCACCACCACCGCUGCCAAACUUGUCACCAAACGACGGAAUGCCACAGGCAGGUACCGUAGCAAAGGCGCUGCAGUUUUUAAGCGCAGUAACCUCUGAAGCAAAUCCGCUUUGCGGUGCCGUUAAACCAUUCAGAAAAGCUGCCUUGAAGAUUAAAAGCAUGGAACAGCCAGCAUCAGCGGUGGUGAACAAUGGUGUCGAGGAAGCGGUUGAUGCAUGA
Rhagoletis zephyria (snowberry fruit fly) is the source of this 3406-nucleotide messenger RNA. RefSeq lists its product as uncharacterized. Gene Ontology annotation, biological process: glutathione metabolic process. The record is from RefSeq and is a predicted model, not a curated record. NCBI's taxonomy places the organism in Eukaryota, Metazoa, Arthropoda, Insecta, Diptera, Tephritidae. Gene Ontology annotation, molecular function: glutathione transferase activity.